AUGAACGGCGCGACAGGGACCGAGGUGAUCGUGGUGAGCGUCGCCGAUCGCGUUCGCCUCAUCAUGGAUCUCGUACCUCGCGCCGCGAGGCUGAGGCUAAUACCUAUUCGACCAGUCGUGAUUACCGUGCCCGAGAGCGUGAGGACCGUUAUUCGACCAACCGCCGAGAUGACCGAGAAUGGGACCGUGGAGAUCGUGGUGGGGAUCGCGGCGAUCGUGGUGAUCGUGGUGAUCGUGGUGAUCGCCAUCGCCGUGAUUUUGAUGAUCGUCCUCCUCGCCGCGACCUGUUUGACGACCGACGUGGUGGAGGCCGGGGUGAUCGAGGUGAUCGUGGCGAUCGUGAUCGUGACCGAACCCACGCCUGAUCUCACCGACGUCGAAUCAAUCCUGACUCGCAAGCGCCGUCUCACUCAGUGGGACAUCAAGCCCGCCGGCUACGAAAACGUCACCGCUGAACAAGCAAAACUCUCCGGCAUGUUUCCUUUGCCUGGUGCCCCUCGACAGCAACCCAUGGAUCCCAGUCGCCUGCAGUCGCUGAUGAACCAGCCGGCUAGCUCUGCGGAGGCCAACGCGCUGAAGCCUUCCAACUCGCGCCAGGCCAGACGCCUCUUUGUCCACAAUAUCCCUCAGAAUGCUACCGUCGAGUCUCUUGUUUCCUUGUUCAACUUGCAGCUCAACGGCUUGAAUGUUAUUCACUCCACUGAUCCAUGCACCUUAGCCCAUAUUUCUGACGACCGAUCUUACGCGCUUCUCGAAUUCAAAACACCUGCCGAUGCUACUGUCGCCCUCGCAUUUGACGGCAUUACAAUGGAAGAGGGUGAUGAAAAGGGCCUGGAGGUGCGCCGUCCUAAGGACUACAUUGUUCCGACGCCUGAGGAGCAAGAGUUCCAGCAGGGCGUUCUCCUGAAUGAAGUCCCUGAUUCCAAGGACAAGAUCUGUGUUUCCAACAUCCCGCCCUACAUCCCCGAGGAUUCGGUCAUCAUGCUGUUGAAGUCCUUUGGCGAACUCAAGUCGUUCAUCCUGGUCAAAGAUGCAUCGACGCAGGAGUCUCGCGGUAUUGCUUUCUGCGAGUACGUUGAUCCCAGCACUACUCCAAUCGCUGUUGAGGGCCUUAACGGAAUGGAAUUGGGCGAUCGCCACCUCAAGGUUGUUCGUGCCAGUGUCGGACACACCCAAGCCGCCGGUCUGGAUAUGAGUGUCAAUGCCAUGUCGAUGUUUGCGAAGACUACGUCUUCUGACCUGGAGAGGGGCCGCGUGUUGCAGCUGCUCAACAUGGUCACCGAAGACGAGCUGCUCGACAACGAUGACUAUGAAGAGAUCUAUGAAGAUGUCCUGGAUGAGUGCAACAAAUUCGGCAAAGUCCUCCGCAUCAAGAUCCCUCGCCCUGGUCGCCAGACCGCUGGUGUAGGCAAAAUUUUUGUCAAGUUCGAAACCAACGAAGCAGCAGCCACUGCCCUCCAGGCGUUAGCGGGCCGCAAGUUUUCUGAUCGCACCGUCGUCGUGUCUUAUUUCGGAGAGGAGAAUUUCGAUGUGGAUGCCUGGUGA
Messenger RNA from Penicillium chermesinum, 1545 nucleotides. RefSeq names its product splicing factor u2af large subunit. The coding region runs from base 1 to 1545 and encodes 514 amino acids. The transcript is spliced from 2 exons. Gene Ontology annotation, biological process: mRNA processing. Gene Ontology annotation, cellular component: U2-type prespliceosome; U2AF complex; nucleus. Gene Ontology annotation, molecular function: pre-mRNA 3'-splice site binding; poly-pyrimidine tract binding. The record is from RefSeq and is a predicted model, not a curated record. Lineage: Eukaryota; Fungi; Ascomycota; Eurotiomycetes; Eurotiales; Aspergillaceae.